AUAUUCAAAAUUUUCACAUAAAUAAAUCUAAAAAUACCUAUUACAUCUUUAUUGAUGAAAACACCCAGUAUAUCAGAUAGAUAAUCACCAUCUGCUUUACAAGAAAUAAAAAAAAACAUGUUUUGAACUUUGCACGUUUCGUUUAAGAUUAAAGUUUCGUUCGGUGUUAUUGCAUACUCAACCACGUUUUUGAAAGUGCUAUUUUUUAAAAGAUAAUGAAAACUCAAACGAUUUACGUUUUUGGAACAAUUGUUGGUGCCGGAAUUCUUUACGCGGCGUAUAAAAAAUUAAAAGUGCGCGAGAUCGUGUAUGAAAUACCAACGAAAUGGAGAGCCAUCGGAAAAUUGCAGUCUUUACAUAUGCACAUUUUAAAAAACGGGCAAGAAUAUGAAAUUAGAGAGGGUGUUUGUACGAAAUAUGGGUUGGUGAAGAAAAUUAAUGGGGUUGAAUGGAGAGAUCAGAGUAUUUUAGUGUACGAUCCGAAAUCGAUGGAAAUCAAAUCAUCCCAACAAUACCCGGUUAUCCUAACAAUAACAGUUAAACCCAUGCCGUGGAAAAAAUUCGGGUUAAGCUCCCCAGAUCAAGAAGAAAUCUUAAUCAACUUACCCGAAUUAAUCGAACAAACCAAAUUAAACAUUCCAAAUAAAAAUUGUUGGGAUUGCGGCGACGAAGCGGCAAAUUUCAUCUCAAAAAUCAUCCCGAAACAAAUCGAGGGGCUAAGAUUGUGUUACCACGAUUACUCAAAAUCCACCAACACCAUUUAUCAUUUAAUCAACAAAAAUUCUGUUGAAACUUUGAAUAAACAGCUGGAAAUUCCCGUUUCGGAGCAUUAUUUUCGCCCGAAUUUCUUCGUUUUUGGGCAUCAUAUACAACCGUGGGAGGAGGAAUCUUGGAAGUGGGUUAAAAUUGGAGCCGCUGUUUUUAAAAAUUUAAAAAGUUGCGAAAAAUCCAAAGAAGUUGGGGAUGAGAAAACCAAAAAGAAGGUUGAAUUGUUGAAGAUGAAUAAAAAGAAUCAUUGUUGUGAUGGUUGCCCCGAAGUCGGAAUUUAUUUGGAAACUUAUAUUGAGGGGAUAGUUCACGUCCACGAUCAAGUAUUUGUUAAUUAAGGUUUUUCUCUUUAUAUAUUUUUAAUUAUAACUCAAUAAGAUUUAUUAAAUCAACAAAAUGAA
Molecule: messenger RNA, 1169 nt
Organism: Onthophagus taurus
Lineage: Eukaryota; Metazoa; Arthropoda; Insecta; Coleoptera; Scarabaeidae
Molecular function (GO): molybdenum ion binding; catalytic activity; pyridoxal phosphate binding
Source: RefSeq, a predicted model, not a curated record